Hydatigera taeniaeformis is the source of this 315-nucleotide messenger RNA. NCBI's taxonomy places the organism in Eukaryota, Metazoa, Platyhelminthes, Cestoda, Cyclophyllidea, Taeniidae. The record is from the annotation of a GenBank genome assembly.
UGUGGUGACAUUCAUGGUCAGUUUUACGAUCUAAUGAAGCUCCUUGAAGUCGGUGGAGAUCCAUCGGCGACACAAUACCUUUUCAUGGGCGACUACGUCGAUCGAGGCUGUUUCAGUAUGGAGUUGAUGGGUAGUAUCACCUCGACAGUUGCCAUUUCUUCAACCAAUUCCCAAAUUGUUGUACUUUUGCAAAUGGAGAUGUUGGUUUCAACUCUUUACGGAGCGCCACCGACUCUUUCGUCUUCUUCCAGUAGAAAAUUAGGUUUUGAUGUCCUUCAAAGGCAGUCUCGAUGUGGCUCCUCUAGACGUAAUUGA